AUGUGGGCAGAACGCCAGCACGAUGAAGGAAAAGGUUGGCUUCCGCGAUCGCGGAAUGAGGAAUGCGAACGCGAAGAACAAAUAUUCCCUCCUCCAAAAUUACUCAUCGCGAACACGGAGGAGCAGACGCGAACGCGAAGGAGAAAACCAAAUGACAUAUAUCAACAGUCCAAAAAUAGAAGUGCAACAGAUUUUUACUCUAUGCAGUCGCAUGGAGAGGAGUGCGAUCGCAUAGUGCAAAAUUUGGAGGCUGCUGUUUUGGCUUAUGCGAAUGCAUGGAGAGAACUUCUCCCUACAAUGUUGCCAGUGCCUUGGAAGUGUCUUAUGUUUAAGAAUGAUGCCAGACCUAAAGCAGGUUUUACAAUGUGGCUACAACUACAUAGGAGACUAGCUACAACAGAUCGACUAGUGAACUGGGGAUUAGCAGUGGACACUACAUGCACACUAUGCCAGAAACAACCGGAAACAAGAGAAAAUCUUUUUGCUGAAUAUGAAUUUACUAAAGCUAUAUGGAGAAAAAUGCAGCAAUGGCUACAACGGCUACCAACAAAAGGAAUACAAGUGCAGACAUGGAACCAGCACUCAUAA
Messenger RNA from Nicotiana attenuata, 588 nucleotides. RefSeq lists its product as uncharacterized. The transcript has 3 exons. The record is from RefSeq and is a predicted model, not a curated record. Lineage: Eukaryota; Viridiplantae; Streptophyta; Magnoliopsida; Solanales; Solanaceae. Bases 1 to 588 code for a protein of 195 amino acids.